This is a messenger RNA of Camelina sativa (false flax), 777 nucleotides long. Lineage: Eukaryota; Viridiplantae; Streptophyta; Magnoliopsida; Brassicales; Brassicaceae. The record is from RefSeq and is a predicted model, not a curated record.
AUGGGUCUUGGUGGUACAAGUGGUGUUAAUCAAGCUACUCCAAGCAUCGACCAUUCAACAUAUAUCCCCCGGAAAAGCCCCAAAUGGACCACUGAGAAAAACUUGGUGCUACUGAGUGGGUGGAUCAAAUAUGGAACAGACAACAUUGUUGGCAGAAACCAAAAGAGCGAAUCAUUUUGGGGAAAAAUUGCUGAGUAUUGUAAUGAGUUUUGCUCAUUUGAUCCUCCACGUAGUGCAACUACAUGUAGAAAUCGCUACAACUACGUGAACACAAAACUGGGAAAAUGGAUUGGCGCUUACGAUAAUGUUAAGCGUAUGCAACAAAGAGGGCGGUCGGAGCAAGAUGUAGUGGCGAAAGCACAUGAAAUAUAUACAGAUGGUGGUAAUGGAGGAAAUACUGGCUCUGGAAGCAGUGGAUCUAAGAGAACUCACGACAGUGAUGCUAGUGACUCCAACUCUGUAGGAUCCAGUGCUCGUCCAAUGGGGAAGGAUGCAACUAAGAAAGCUAAAAAGAAAGGUAAGGGCGCAGUCUUGGAAGUGGUCAAUGAAGAGUUUAAUGUAUACAAAAAACUCAAGGAGCAAGAGUUGAAACGCUUGGACAAUAUAUCCAUGAUGCAAGAGGAGGCAAUUCAAAAGCAAGAGGAGUCAAACAUAGUGAUGAAAGAAAAGACUAGGGCUAUGAAUACUAAGAUGUGGAUGAAGUUAAGUGAAAAGAACUGUCUCAAUGACAAUGAGAGAAAGCUGAUGCAGAAGUUGAGCUACGAAUUAUUUGGAUAG